Budorcas taxicolor (takin) is the source of this 516-nucleotide messenger RNA. Its product is annotated as U6 snRNA-associated Sm-like protein LSm1. Gene Ontology annotation, molecular function: RNA cap binding. NCBI's taxonomy places the organism in Eukaryota, Metazoa, Chordata, Mammalia, Artiodactyla, Bovidae. The transcript has a single exon. Gene Ontology annotation, biological process: deadenylation-dependent decapping of nuclear-transcribed mRNA. Bases 101 to 502 code for a protein of 133 amino acids. Gene Ontology annotation, cellular component: Lsm1-7-Pat1 complex; P-body. The record is from RefSeq and is a predicted model, not a curated record.
UGUCCCGGUCCUGCAAAGGCGGCGACCGCGGUGGGAGGAAGGAGGUGUGGGACUCGCUGGCCCACCGCCGCUAUACGCUGCAGCUCUGUCUCGACUCAAAAUGAACUAUAUGCCUGGCACCGCCAGCCUCAUCGAGGACAUCGACAAAAAGCACUUGGUCCUGCUUCGAGAUGGAAGGACACUCAUAGGCUUUUUGAGAAGCAUUGAUCAAUUUGCUAACUUAGUGCUACAUCAGACUGUGGAGCGUAUUCAUGUGGGCAAAAAAUACGGUGAUAUUCCUCGAGGGAUUUUUGUGGUCAGAGGAGAAAAUGUGGUCCUGCUAGGAGAAAUAGACUUAGAAAAGGAGAGUGACACACUUCUCCAGCAAGUGUCUAUUGAGGAAAUCUUAGAAGAACAGAGGGUGGAACAGCAGACCAAGCUGGAAGCCGAGAAGCUGAAAGUCCAGGCCCUGAAGGACCGAGGCCUGUCCAUCCCUCGGGCAGAUACUCUCAAUGAGUAUUAAGUCUUCUGCUCAGA